GCUUCAUUGGUAAUUUUGGGUAUAUAAAGCAGCAAGGGGCCCAAAUCUUAAAGAGCCCAGAUUCCCUUUUCGACAGUCUGUCUCAAAUCUUUCAUCUCGUGGGGUGCUUCUUGUGCAUUACUGAGUAGAGCUCACCUUCCAGGUUGUACCCACGACCGCAUUUUCUUGGGUUCUCAGAUAUCAGCUUCUUCCAUCCCUCAGAAACGUUUUCAUGGCUUCGCUCGUCGAAUCUGGCUGGAGGUAUCUGAUCACAAAUUUCAACGACUUUCAACUGGCAUGUCUAGGAAGUUUCUUUCUCCAUGAGAGUGUUUUCUUUUUAUCUGGACUCCCUUUUAUAUUUCUUGAGAGGGCAGGAUGGCUGAGCAAGUACAAGAUUCAGACAAAAAAUAACAGCCCUGCAGCUCAGGAGAAAUGUAUUACUCGCCUACUGCUGUAUCAUUUUUGUGUCAAUCUGCCAGUUAUGAUCAUUUCCUAUCCUGUCUUCAAAUUCAUGGGCAUGCGGAGUAGUCUUCCAUUGCCGUCCUGGAAAGUUGUUUCAACACAGAUCAUUUUCUACUUCGUCUUAGAGGAUUUUGUAUUCUAUUGGGGACAUAGGGUUCUGCAUACAAAAUGGUUGUAUAAGCAUGUGCAUAGUGUCCAUCAUGAAUAUGCUACGCCUUUUGGACUGACUUCUGAAUAUGCUCACCCGGCUGAGAUAUUGUUCCUUGGUUUUGCCACCAUUAUUGGUCCUGCCAUCACUGGGCCACAUCUGAUCACUCUGUGGUUAUGGAUGGUACUUAGAGUGCUCGAGACAGUCGAGGCACAUUGUGGUUACCAUUUCCCGUGGAGCCUCUCAAACUUCUUACCUUUGUAUGGAGGUGCUGAUUUUCAUGACUAUCAUCACCGUUUGCUUUAUACCAAGUCUGGCAACUAUUCAUCAACUUUUGUUUACAUGGACAGGAUCUUUGGAACCGAUACCGGUUACAGAAAGUUGAAAGCACUGAAGAAAACUGGAGUUGAAGACUACAGCAAGGAAAUGUGACAUGGGAGCCAGAAAUUUUAUGAACUAGCUUGACAUUAGUAAAUGGGUUCUUUGAUUCUAAGGGCAGUGCUGAAGAGGUCUCUGUUUCUGUCUCCACCUAAUCUUUGUAUGCAGCCAUCUUUUUUGUGUUUAAUUUAUUUUUCUCAUUUUAGAGCUCAUGUUAAUGUGGAAUCAGUUGAAAGCAUUAUGCAGACAUUUGUGCCCGCUAAUUGCUGACAUGAAUGAAGGUGCCGCCUUUUUCUUCU
Messenger RNA from Prunus avium (sweet cherry), 1266 nucleotides. Its product is annotated as methylsterol monooxygenase 2-2. The record is from RefSeq and is a predicted model, not a curated record. NCBI's taxonomy places the organism in Eukaryota, Viridiplantae, Streptophyta, Magnoliopsida, Rosales, Rosaceae. Gene Ontology annotation, biological process: lipid biosynthetic process. Gene Ontology annotation, molecular function: iron ion binding; oxidoreductase activity.